Messenger RNA from Neofelis nebulosa (Clouded leopard), 5571 nucleotides. It is a transcript of the gene ZFAT, whose product is annotated as zinc finger and AT-hook domain containing. The coding region runs from base 1238 to 4879 and encodes 1213 amino acids. The transcript has 17 exons. NCBI's taxonomy places the organism in Eukaryota, Metazoa, Chordata, Mammalia, Carnivora, Felidae. The record is from RefSeq and is a predicted model, not a curated record. Gene Ontology annotation, cellular component: nucleus. Gene Ontology annotation, biological process: regulation of DNA-templated transcription. Gene Ontology annotation, molecular function: RNA polymerase II cis-regulatory region sequence-specific DNA binding; DNA-binding transcription factor activity, RNA polymerase II-specific.
CGGAGCUCCUCUCCCACGUCUCUGAGAAGCACGCAGGAGAAGGGGUUAGUGCGGACGAGAUCAUCAUUCCCCUCAGGCCUCUGAGCACUCCUGAACCCACCAACCCACACAAAAGCGGAGAUGGUGCUUCUCUGGCUUUGGAAGGAAGAAUGAACGAAGGAACGAAUGAAUGAUUGAGUGAAUGAAAGGCGGGGAUAGUGUCCAACAGCGUAAAAAAAACAAACGAACCGUGAGCUUGUUGUCGGACGAGUGGGGGUCUCAGCCAGCUCUAGGACCUACCAGUUGCAUUACCUGAGGCAGAUGAUAUAGCUUCUCUGAGCCACACCAUGCUGCCCUGACAAAUGAAGAGAACAGGCCUGUCACCAGGUGGGUGCUGAGGAUUGGAUGACGCCUGGCACAGGAGACAAUGAAGGGAAGCUGUGACAACAUACGUGAUGAAUGUGUAAGAAUAUAUAAUCUGAGACCCCGCGUUUCUGGACUGAGUGUGUGACCCUGGAACAAGGAUCCAAAUGGCAAAGCUUUGGUUCGCACAGACUCCAUCAGGCUCACGGUCGGUGUGUGAAGUGAGAUACAUCUUGUCUGCAGCGUCCAGACAUCUCCCACUGAAUGGCAUCAGAUGCGGCAGGUGGAUGGAUUAGAGAAACCAUCUAGGCCCCGUAAUUAGGUCCCCACAGACAAAGACAAUGUGUAGCCCGGUAAGAGUAGCUGCAAACGACAGGGGGGGGAAAAAAGCCCACAAAACUAUUUUUAUAUGAUGAGGGACAACGGCCAGUCGCCUGUGCAGAAGUGCAGUCUGUGGCCAUCAGCGUUCCAUCACAGGAUUCAUUAGCCACACUGAUGCCCGACUGCUCUUUCCUGGGAAUAUUCAGGCUGGCAUUUCUAAAUAGACUGGCUUAUUGAUCAUCUGUCUGACGUCGUUAACAAGGAGAGAGUCCAGACAAAACAUGCUUUGGUUAAUGAGUCCCUCUGGCCGUUCCCAGGGAGCUCAGAGGAAUACACCUGACAGAGGAAUAAGUUGUUGAGAAGUUAAGGGAAGUUCUGCAAGUCACUGUUAGUGGCGGGAGAUGAAACGAGAGAACCCCGCACCUGAAACCGGUGAUGGCGAAUGAGGAGGAGCAGGAGGAUUUGUGUCCUCGUCACCGGCAGCUGCUAGUGCUGUGUUCACGGUGUUUCAGCUCCAGCACUGGCCUCGUGAGCUCUUUCCACUUCGAGAAAGCAGGACUGAGAGUUUUCGGUCAUGAAGAGGAAGAGAGGCAGGCCGAAGGGGUCCACGAAGAAGCCCAGCGGCGAGGAGGACCUGGCAGAGAGCGUCGUUAGUCCGCAGGAGGGCAGUCCGCCGGCCCCAGAGGAGGGGAGCAGCCUGGCUCCGGGCAGCUUGGAGUGCGGCCAGUGCCGUCGAAAGUUCUCUAACCCGCGCCAGCUGAGGAAGCACGUCUGCAUCAUCGUGCUGAACUGGGGUGAGGAGGACGGAGACGCAGGUGAUGAAUCUGACCUUGAACUGGAAAGGAAGUAUAAGGAGGAUGAUCGAGAAAAGACUCCAAGGAGGCCACGGACACAGAGGACGGAGAAAGUCCAGAAGAUCUCCUCGGGAAAGGAGGCCGGGCAGGUUUCCGGAGUGAAGAAGCCCAUCAUAAGUGUGGUUUUAACGGCACACGAAGCUAUUCCAGGUGCCACCAAGAUCGUUCCAGUGGAGGCCGGGCCCCCGGAGACGGGCACUGCAAACCCCGAGGCCACCCCGGCCGACCUGGCGCCUCGGAGAGGGUACCAGGAGUACGCCAUUCAGCAGACGCCGUACGAGCAGCCCAUGAAGUCCAGCAGGCUAGGGCCCACCCAGCUCAAGAUCUUCACCUGCGAGUACUGCAACAAGGUGUUCAAGUUCAAGCACUCGCUGCAGGCACACCUGAGGAUCCACACCAACGAGAAGCCGUACCAGUGCCCCCAGUGCAGCUACGCCAGCGCCAUCAAGGCCAACCUGAACGUGCACCUGCGCAAGCACACGGGCGAGAAGUUCGCCUGCGACUACUGCGCCUUCACCUGCCUGAGCAAAGGGCACCUGAAGGUGCACGUGGAGCGCGUGCACAAGAAGGUCAAGCAGCACUGCCGCUUCUGCAAGAAGAAGUACUCCGACGUCAAGAACCUCAUCAAGCACGUCCGGCACGCGCACGACGCGCAGGACCGGAAGGUGCAGGAGGCCCUGGAGGAGCUCUGCCUGCUCACCAGGGAGGGCAAGCGGCAGCUGCUGUACGACUGCCACAUCUGCGAGCGCAAGUUCAAGAACGAGCUGGACCGCGACCGCCACAUGCUGGUGCACGGGGACAAGUGGCCCUUCGCCUGCGAGCUGUGCGGCCACGGGGCCACCAAGUACCAGGCGCUGGAGCUGCACGUGCGGAAGCACCCGUUUGUGUACGUGUGCGCGCUGUGCCUCAAGAAGUUCGUCAGCUCCAUCCGGCUGCGCUCGCACAUCAGGGAGGCGCACGGGGCGGCGCAGGAGGGCGGGCUCUUCACCAGCUCCAUCAACCAGAGCUUCUGCCUCCUGGAGCCGGGCGGGGACAUCCAGCAGGAAGCGCUGGGGGGCCAGCCGCAGCUGGCGGAGGAGGAGUUUGUGUUCCCUGGCAUGAAUGCGCCCAAGGGGGCGGCCUGCCCCGCAGACGCUGGGCCCGACGAGGGGGCCGGGAAGGAGCCGGAGGCCGCGGCGCAGGAGCCCGCCCCGCCCACGCACUUGGCCGUCCCCCAGGCCCAGGGGGCCGCCCUGCCACCCUGCGGGCUGGAAGCUGCCGCGGACGCCUCGGACCUUCCUUCGCAGGCGGUGGUCUCCGAGGAGUUUUUACUGAAAAAUGAUCCCUCCUCUGCGGAGGCUCGCACCGCCCCCGAGGAGACCUUGGACGCCCGGCGCGGAGCCUCCUCCCAGACUCAGGGUGAAGAAGUCCCAUCACUGCCAUCCAAGGCCGGAAGUGCGGGAGCGAACCUGGACGCGCGGGGGGCCGAGAGCCCCCCAGAGGCAGGGCAGAAAAUGGCUGCCCUCCCGUCCGAGGGACCAGAUCCUAGUAGGUGUCUCAGGUCAAACCCAGGCGAGGCCUCGGACCUUCCUCCGGUAGCAGGUGGAGGGGACGUGGCCCUGCCCCAGCCAGACUCUUGCAGCCCGGCCUCCGAGCACCGGGCCGGCAUCAGUGCGUUCAUGAAGAUCCUGGAUGGCUUACAGAAGAGAAGGAUGAACACCGGCUUGUGCGAGAGGAUCCGGAAGGUGUACGGGGACCUGGAGUGUGAAUACUGCGGCAAACUUUUUUGGUACCAAGUGCACUUUGACAUGCACGUGCGCACCCACACCCGGGAGCACCUGUAUCACUGCUCCCAGUGCCAUUAUUCCUCCAUCACCAAAAACUGCCUUAAACGCCACGUUAUUCAGAAACACAGUAACGUCCUGCUGAAGUGUCCCACCGAUGGCUGCAACUACUCAACUCCAGAUAAAUACAAGCUGCAGGCACAUCUUAAAGUUCACACGGAACUGAGAGCAUUGGAGGACAUAAUACGCAUUGGGUCGCGGAGCAGCGCCGGUCUGCGUGGUAGACCUCGAGGCCAAGCCCUGCCCUCUGCUGGCCCGGCCACCUUCACCGGACCCUCGUCUGACAAAAGGAGUUAUUCUUGUCCUGUGUGUGAAAAGUCUUUUUCAGAAGAUCGAUUGAUCAAGUCACAUAUCAAGACCAACCAUCCUGAGGUCUCCAUGAGCACUAUUUCCGAGGUUCUCGGGAGGAGGGUUCAGCUGAAAGGGCUGAUUGGAAAGAGAGCCAUGAAGUGCCCGUAUUGUGAUUUCUAUUUCAUGAAGAACGGCUCAGACCUUCAGCGUCAUAUUUGGGCUCACGAAGGUGUGAAACCCUUCAAGUGUUCUUUGUGCGAGUAUGCAACUCGCAGCAAGAGUAACCUCAAGGCUCACAUGAACCGUCACAGCACUGAGAAAACCCACCUGUGUGACAUGUGUGGCAAGAAAUUCAAAUCAAAAGGGACGUUGAAGAGUCACAAGCUCCUUCACACUGCUGACGGGAAGCAGUUCAAGUGCACGGUGUGUGACUACACGGCAGCCCAGAAGCCCCAGCUGCUGCGGCACAUGGAACAGCACGCCUCCUUCAAGCCCUUCCGCUGUGCCCAUUGCCAUUACUCCUGUAACAUAUCCGGCUCCCUGAAACGGCACUACAACAGGAAGCACCCCAACGAGGAAUACGCCAACGUGGGCACCGGGGAGCUGGCGGCCGACGCACUCGUCCAGCAAGGUGGUUUGAAGUGCCCUGUGUGCAGCUUUGUGUAUGGCACCAAGUGGGAGUUCAACAGACACUUGAAGAACAAGCAUGGCCUGAAGUUGGUGGAAAACGAAGGAGAUCCCAAGUGGGAGCCAGCAACAGAAGCCCCUGAGGAGCCCUCCACCCAGUACGUGCACAUCACAGAAGCCGAAGAGGACGUUCAGGGCACGCAGGCAGCCGUGGCGGCGCUCCAGGAUCUGAGAUACACUUCUGAGAGCGGGGACCGACUUGACCCUACGGCUGUGAACAUCCUCCAGCAGAUCAUCGAGCUGGGCACCGAGGCCCAUGAUGCCACCGCUGUGGCCUCGGUGGUUGCCAUGGCUCCAGGGACAGUGACUGUCGUGAAACAGGUCACGGACGAGGAGCCCAGCUCCAACCACACGGUCAUGAUCCAGGAGACCCUCCAGCAGGCCUCCGUGGAGCUGGCUGAGGAGCACCACCUCGUGGUGUCCUCUGACGACGUGGAGGGCAUCGAGACGGUGACCGUCUACACUCAGGGCGGGGAGGCCUCGGAGUUCAUCGUCUACGUGCAGGAGGCCGUGCAGCCCGUGGAGGAGCAGGCGGUGGGGCCGCAGGCCCAGGAGCUCUAGGGGACACGUGGCGGCGGCUGGACACCACAGGGCGGGCCCGCCAGGCUCUCCGCGGGACGGCACCCUUGGUGGCUCUCUCCUCCACGGUCCCCACCCAGGCGGCCAGAUGGGGCUCCCCUCGUCCCCCUUUGGGGGGGCAAGGCGACCGGCAUCACCAGCAAUACAGGACCCCCCGUUCCCAGCACAAACACACACACCCCUCCCUCUGUGUUCUCUGCUUCCGGAAAGACUAGGCAUCGACUUUCCACACAGCCCACGCCGCAUCGCCCCUUUGCUUCGGGAUUCAUGCAGGGACCCGGUGCCCGUCAGUGUCUGCCCCGAAUCACACCCCCAACUCCCUGACCCCGUGCAGGUGCCCAGCCUUCCUCUGGGACUGCUCUGUGGCCUGAAUGAUGGGAGGGAGCCAGCCGGCACGGAGAAAGUGACCUUCUGGUUUGGAAUCCCCUCCCGGGGAAAAGAGGGGAGGGGAUCCUGGCUUUAUCCGCAAGGUCCUACUCCCCCACGUCCCCAAGUGUCGAGGGCACUUGUUACCGCUUGCGGGAACCACGGUUGAGGACCUUUUGUUCCCGCGACAGGCGGGGUCUUAGCUUACGUCUUAGAAUCCUGCUUUUUAAAAAAAAAAAUGCACUUUUUACUGUUCACCUCCCGUUCUAUGAGAUGUGGUGGGUAGAAUAAAAACAUUCUCGGCCUGA